AGUAUCACUGUGCAUGUAUACAGAGCCACUCGUUUGAAAUUGGUUAUUUAUAUUUUCGUUUUAUGUGGAGGUCUAAAGAUUAAAAAAUGACACGAGUCAGGGACAUUCUUGGCCCCUUUUUUCAUGUUGCCGUAUGUAUCCAUCACAUUUAUGCCAUUUUCUACUCUAACAAACCGAAGGACUUAAGUCAAGUUAUUGAUGAAAGGGUCUUGAAUAUGGAAAGAUUCGCACCCGUUUACUUUACAUCCUGGAAUAUGGUAAUUCAAACUCUUUACUUUUUAUUGGCCAUGUUGUACGAUAUACUACAUAUUUUUACGAGGCAAUCAAAUCUUGAAGGGAAGAUACAACUGUAUAAAGGCUACAUUUUCACAAGUCUCGUUUUCCCAUGUUCUCUCUUCGUAUCUGCGAUGUUUUGGAGCGUUUAUUCCAUAAACAGAGAAUGGGUCCUUCCGGAGGUUCUGGAUGAAUAUGUUCCUGAGUGGCUGAAUCAUUGUUUACACACCAAUAUAGUGGUAUUUUUAGUUAUAGAAGUUCUCAUAGUCAAUCAACUUCUACCUACCUUUAAAUCAGCUUUCAUUGGUUUAACUAUACUCUCGACAAUUUACAACACGACAUUCCUUUGUGUUUACUUCAGCUCUGGGAAAUGGAUUUACGGACUCUUUUAUAUUUUCAGUUGGCCUGAAAGGAUUGCCUUUAUGUGUUCUAAUUAUUUGUUUACUGUUAUGAUUAUGAAGGCCGGAAUAAAAAUACAGAGCCUUAAGCAUAAAUUGAUACGCACUACGCUUCAAAAAAAAGUUAAGAAUCAAUAAUCAAUACAUAUUUGUGUUUCCUAAAGACACUUCUAGUAGAAUAGAACAGUAAUUUAAAUUAAGUAUUACAUUACAUAGGUACUGCAAUGGCAGAGAAAUGCGACUUAGGCCAGUGAUGUAUGACCGCUUUACCGAGUUCUGGGUUAAAAAAGUAUUUGGAAAGGUGAUCUUUGAACUGUCACUAAAAUUUAUUUUCACUGUAGCUUUUAAACCAUUUUUGGGAAUUAAUUUACUUCUGAUGUGGACCGCUGAAGAUCAACAGAAUUUUAAAAUUCCAGGACCGUACUUGCAAAUAUUUAUUUAUGUAGGUAGACCCAAAAAAUGAUCAUUUUUCCCAAUACGGUCCUGGGAUUUUGGCAAUUUGACCUUAAGAAUCUGUUGGCGUCCAGUGGCGUAUAUCAAAAUAAAAAAAUAAUUCCUAUAAAAUAUGUUCAAGAUAGUUGGAAGUAGAUUUUAAUGAAAAUUAAAAAUCUACAAAUUUGGUAUAAGGACUUUUAAGUGGUCAUGUAAGUUGCCUCACUCUGCAGUUACAGUAUGUACAAUGUUAUGAACCACUAUACAGUUAUUUAUUAUUGCAAUUUAUUUAAAAAUUGUCGUGUAAGUCUUUGCUAGUACCUAAAUGUGUUAAUUUUUAAUUAUUUUUAUAAUUGACUUUUCUUUAUUGUCAAUUGUUAUA
Anoplophora glabripennis (Asian longhorned beetle) is the source of this 1485-nucleotide messenger RNA. RefSeq names its product androgen-dependent TFPI-regulating protein-like. The transcript has 4 exons. Gene Ontology annotation, cellular component: membrane; endomembrane system. The coding region runs from base 87 to 809 and encodes 240 amino acids. The record is from RefSeq and is a predicted model, not a curated record. NCBI's taxonomy places the organism in Eukaryota, Metazoa, Arthropoda, Insecta, Coleoptera, Cerambycidae.